UUAUUUUAAACCUUCAACUUCCGCCACUUGGUCUACGCUCGGAAACUUGGCACUCAAAAUGAUUUAAAAAUAUAUUUCAAUCCAAGCUGGAAAAUGUGAUGAAAUUAUAUCGGAUACAGCAAGAAGAAGGUGUCUAGUAUGAUGAAGCCCGGACAAGCUGGAACUGAGGUUGUCGUGAAAAUGAAACUUUCAACAAUAGGUAUCAGACUUGCCCUAGCAUUUUGCUGUCUUCUUGGACAAGCAUGUGCAUUCAAGUCUUUUGAAGUAACAAGUACGUCUUCAACUUCAUUGAAGUUGACAUGGAGCAAUAUUUUCCUUAAUGACAGCAAGCCGAAUGCUACAUAUCUGAUCACUUUUGGGACUGUCAGCAACUGCUCGUUGUCAGCUGAAACAUCGGAAAGCAGAAAUGUUUCAUUUUCCACACAGGAAAGUACCCUGGAAUACAAUCUUACAAAUUUAAAGAAAUGGACAAGUUACAGUGUACAGAUUUCAGCCUUGCUCGAGAAUGGCACUAAUUUUAAACAGACAGCUCCUUUAUGCUCAACAACAAAAGAGAAUGCUCCAACUGGUUCUCCAAAGAUUGUCAGCUUACAGCCUCGUUCCUCAUCAAGUUUGUCAGUAACGUGGAAUGCUCCAGAUGCAAAUGUUACUCAUGGCAUUGUCAGAAACUACACCAUAAAUUAUAGACGAGUCAAUUGCAGUGAAAACAACCUGGUUCCCGCUGGGAACUCGUCUUGGAAUACUACAGAAACAGAAACUAAUGCAACUGAGUGGAUUCUGACAAAUUUGACGUAUUGGUCUUGCUAUGAGGUGCGUGUUGCAGCAGUCACUGUUGCCGUUGGUGUGUUCAGUGAAACGAGGACGAUGAGAACUCUGGAGAAUGCUCCAACUGGUUCUCCAAAGAUUGUCAGCUUACAGCCUCGUUCCUCAUCAAGUUUGUCAGUAACGUGGAUUGCUCCAGAUGCAAAUGUUACUCAUGGCAUUGUCAGAAACUACACCAUAAAUUAUAGACGAGUCAAUUGCAGUGAAAACAACCUGGUUCCCGCUGGGAACUCGUCUUGGAAUACUACAGAAACAGAAACUAAUGCAACUGAGUGGAUUCUGACAAAUUUGACGUAUUGGUCUUGCUAUGAGGUGCGUGUUGCAGCAGUCACUGUUGCCGUUGGUGUGUUCAGUGAAACGAGGACGAUGAGAACUCUGGAAAAUGCUCCAACUGGUUCUCCAAAGAUUGUCAGCUUACAGCCUCGUUCCUCAUCAAGUUUGUUUGUAAUGUGGAAAGCUCCACGUUCAAAUGUUACUCAUGGCAUUGUCAGAAACUACACCAUAAAUUAUAGACGAGUCAAUUGCAGUGAAAACAACCUGGUUCCCGCUGGGAACUCGUCUUGGAAUACUACAGAAACAGAAACUAAUGCAACUGAGUGGAUUCUGACAAAUUUGACGUAUUGGUCUUGCUAUGAGGUGCGUGUUGCAGCAGUCACUGUUGCCGUUGGUGUGUUCAGUGAAACGAGGACGAUGAGAACUCUGGAGAAUGCUCCAACUGGUUCUCCAAAGAUUGUCAGCUUACAGCCUCGUUCCUCAUCAAGUUUGUCAGUAACGUGGAUUGCUCCAGAUGCAAAUGUUACUCAUGGCAUUGUCAGAAACUACACCAUAAAUUAUAGACGAGUCAAUUGCAGUGAAAACAACCUGGUUCCCGCUGGGAACUCGUCUUGGAAUACUACAGAAACAGAAACUAAUGCAACUGAGUGGAUUCUGACAAAUUUGACGUAUUGGUCUUGCUAUGAGGUGCGUGUUGCAGCAGUCACUGUUGCCGUUGGUGUGUUCAGUGAAACGAGGACGAUGAGAACUCUGGAGAAUGCUCCAACUGGUUCUCCAAAGAUAGUCAGCUUACAGCCUCGUUCCUCAUCAAGUUUGUCAGUAACGUGGAAUGCUCCAGAUGCAAAUGUUACUCAUGGCAUUGUCAGAAACUACACCAUAAAUUAUAGACGAGUCAAUUGCAGUGAAAACAACCUGGUUCCCGCUGGGAACUCGUCUUGGAAUACUACAGAAACAGAAACUAAUGCAACUGAGUGGAUUCUGACAAAUUUGACGUAUUGGUCUUGCUAUGAGGUGCGUGUUGCAGCAGUCACUGUUGCCGUUGGUGUGUUCAGUGAAACGAGGACGAUGAGAACUCUGGAGAAUGCUCCAACUGGUUCUCCAAAGAUUGUCAGCUUACAGCCUCGUUCCUCAUCAAGUUUGUCAGUAACGUGGAAUGCUCCAGAUGCAAAUGUUACUCAUGGCAUUGUCAGGAACUACACCAUAAAUUAUAGACGAGUCAAUUGCAGUGAAAACAACCUGGUUCCCGCUGGGAACUCGUCUUGGAAUACUACAGAAACAGAAACUAAUGCAACUGAGUGGAUUCUGACAAAUUUGACGUAUUGGUCUUGCUAUGAGGUGCGUGUUGCAGCAGUCACUGUUGCCGUUGGUGAUUUCAGUGAAACGAGGACGAUGAGAACUCUGGAAAAUGCUCCCACGUCUCCUGUGACUAUCACCAAAUUCACUUCUGCAAGCUCAACAUCAUUGCGGCUCGAAUGGACACCUCCUGCUCCUGAUUCUCGGCAUGGGAUAAUUCAGAAAUAUGAUUUAUUCCUUGCAAAAGGAAAUUGCAUCCGCCUUCCUACACAGCACCCAGCAACGACUUCUUCCACGACAUCACUUUCAACGAAAGGCGAAGGUACAAAAACUGAAGCGGCUCCAACAGCGCCAAAACGAUCAAAAAGAUCCAGCUUAGAGUCAGACAACUGUGUCUUCACAAAUUAUUCCACGAUUAAAACCGUACACGACUUUACAGCUUUAGAAAAGUAUGCAAAUUACUCGGUGUACAUUAAAUGCUGGACUGUCGGCCCAAGUGAUAUCAGUGAAAUUAAGGUCGCAAGAACGAAUCAGGACACCCCUGGGAUACCACAGAGCUUUACAUGUGACAAUACGUCUAAGGGAACAAUAGAACUGACAUGGGAAAAGCCUGCUGAACCUAAUGGUAUCAUAAUUAGUUAUGAAUUGACAUGGAAUCCACCAAAAGGUUUUGGAUCUAAUAGCACGGCCGCUGAUGUUUUUUCGCGAAGCAUACCUGGUUUAGAUGCCUACACUGAAUAUAAUUUCACACUUCGAGCAAAAACAUCGAUUGGUCCUGGAGUUCCAAUAUCCUGCAUCGCAACAACAACUGAUGAAGUGCCUGGUAAACCUGAAGGGCUUAGAUCAACUGUUUUGUCUGCUUGGAGUAUCCAGUUGAAAUGGAAGGAACCUUCUGUUAAAAAUGGAAUAAUUUGGUGGUAUGACAUCCAGGUUCGAAAAAAUGGAUUUCAAAUUAAAGCAAUUGAGACAGAACGCACGGUUAUCACGAUAGAUGGUCUGGAACCGUUCACUGAGUAUGCAUUUCACGUCAAAACGCGGGGUUCUGCAGAUUAUAGCGAUGCUGCUAUCGUCAGCAACAAAACAUCACCUUCAAGCCCUCCGCCAAUAACAGGGACAGUACCUGUGGUUACCGGAUCAAGCAGUGACACGAAAACAAGCUACCCAGUUUUCCUACGCGAAUUUUCAAAUCAAAAUGGUGUGAUUAAGUAUUAUAUGAUUUUUGUGUUCAUUGGCAAAGCACCAAAAAUUGACACUUCGAAAUUCACUGCAAAGAACUAUAAUGUGCAUGUACAUGGUAAAGAUGCCUACGUGGCUGCAUAUUUGCAAAAGCUACCCCAAGACGGAAUAUUUAUAAUUGGUGAUGGUACAACGACUGAGAAGAAAGAUCCAUCUAAGAGAAAGCGCAGAAGCACGACAAGUUUUACAAACUCACCCCUAGAACCAUCACGAGAGUAUUCUUGGUUUCAACGUGGAUGUAUCUCAGACCAACUUUGCAGAGAUACGGGAUGGCAAGAAUUCACAACAGCUAAAAGCCCAGGUCCAGCACCCGAAAAGAGUAUCGUCGGAGCUGUUGUGGGUGCCGUUUUCGGAGUUUUGUUCCUAUUCAUCAUCGUUGUCGCUGUGUUUUUUGGCCGAAGAAGAUAUCCAGAGAAGUUCAACAUAGUUUCCUGUGGUAAGAAAGAGGGUGACGAUAUUUCACUCGAUGAGGGUGUGGUAAAUGAUGGUUUCCAAUCGGAUGGCGGCAAUGCUCCGAUUAAAGUUGAACUCUUUUCGCAAUACGUAGAAUCACUGCGACAAAACCAGGGAUAUCGUUUCAGCGAACAGUUUACGACUAUCCAGAACAUACCGCGCGGGACGACGGAGUGUAGUGAUCACGCGAUUAACCGCAACAAGAAUCGCUACACGAAUAUCAAAGCAUACGAUCAUACAAGAGUGAAGUUACAUGCAUUGAAUACUCCUGGGAGUGAUUAUAUCAAUGCAAACUAUAUUGACGGGUAUAAGAGGCCGAAGGCAUAUAUAGCAUGUCAAGGCACUCUGACGCAUACUGAGGAUGAUUUUUGGAGAAUGAUUUGGGAGCAAGACGUCCAGACUAUUGUUAUGGUGACUCGAUGUGUUGAAGGUGGUAGGGAAAAGUGUUCAAAAUACUGGCCUCUCUCUGGAUCCAAAAGAUUCGAUUCAAUGCAAGUUUUUACAGUGGAACGGACAGAAUUCCCUGGCUAUGAUAUAUCGACUCUGAAUGUCCUCAACAGCAGGGAGCCUGGAAACGAAAAGUUUGUGCGUCAUUUUCAUUUCCUCGAAUGGCCUGAUCAUGGUGUACCCGAGUCGGCUCCAUUGUUGUCAUUCAUAAGAAGAGUUAACGAAAGCACUCCUGCCGAUGCAGGACCAACCGUUGUUCACUGCAGUGCUGGAGUUGGCAGAACUGGCACUUUCAUAGUCCUUGACACCUGCUUGAAGAAAAUAGCGAAUGAGGGGUCCCUUGACCCGUUCAACUUCCUACGACACAUAAGAACACAAAGGAACUUCAUGGUGCAGACGGAGGGGCAGUUCGUAUUCAUUAAUGAAACUCUGCUAGAGUUUAUCAAGUGUGGCAAAACUGAAGUUGUUCCAAAUGAACUCCGUGAACGCAUCAAGUGGCUAAAGAAACCACUUCCUGAUGGGGGGAUAUAUCUGGACAAAGAAUUUCAGCUGCUGCAAGAGUUUUCUCAAAGUUCUCAAGACUUUACAACAGCAACUGCAGCCUAUAACAAGACCAAGAAUAGAUUUUUGACAAUCCUUCCAUUUGAGAAGACGAGGGUCGUGUUGCGUUCUAUUCCCGGCUUUCCAGGGUCAGACUACAUCAACGCAAAUCACAUUGAUGGAUAUUCUAAAGAAAAGGCAUUUAUUGCCACCCAAGCACCUAUUCCAAACACAGUCGAUGACUUCUGGAGAAUGGUGUGGGAACAGCAAUCAACAACAAUUGCUUGCCUGAUAAAAGAUUCUGAAACUGCACGGACAAGGAUGCAUACGUAUUGGCCAUGUGAAGCAAAAGAGGCACAGAAGUCAGGUCCAUUACUAAUUGAAAUGGUUGCAGAGCACCAGCAAGGCGAUUUUAUCGUUCGCGAGUUUAAAGUCACAAACUCACAGAGAGGAACCUCGCGGAUGAUCCGUCACUUCCAGUAUACAUCAUGGCCAGACAAUGGAACCCCACAAAACGGCGCUGGUAUCGUCGAUUUCAUUGGACAGGUCCAGAAAUGGCAGCAGCAAACUGGCGAUAAGGUGAUCAUUGUCCACUGCAGCACGGGUGUAGGUCGAAGUGCAGUUUUCAUUGCUCUCUGUAACUUGAUCGAAAGACUGAAAACAGAGAAUGUUAUUGACGUUUUUCGAGUGGUUUGUAAACUGAAGAAGGAGCGUCCUGGCAUGGUGCAGACGAAGGGCCAGUAUCUAUUUUGUCACAUUGCAUUGCAAGAUUACCUGGCUUCCUUUGAUAUAUACUCAAAUUUUAUGUAAGCUGUAGGCUACAUUUUCAUACAGAAGACUUUUGUUAUCACGACUUUGUUAAAAUAGAAAGAAUUAGGCAUAAGUUUAUUGUAGACUAUUAGAAAUGCAACUCGUUAUGCAGAGUUAUUUCACAUUCUCGUAAUAUCACAUUAGAUUUUUUAUUAAAAUUAGCCAAGCGUUAGUCGAUGUGACCAGUAGAUUGGGCUAAUAUUAGCAUGUCAUAAUACAGUUAUUGCUCAGUCAGUCAAGGUGCCCCAUUUGUGUCUUCAAUCUUGAAAGUGGUUUUAACCACGAUAAAAACCACGACCUGUUGCAGAGUAUUACCCUAUUUAUUUGAUUAUAGGACGACCUUGUUUAUAAGCCGCUGCAGGGUUCAUAAAAAAGUGUAAGCUGCCCUUGAUUAUAAGCCCACCCGCAAAUACAUGCAGAAAUUUUUGGUUUGAAAUAACGGACAUAAAAAUUGUGCUUAAACCAAAAAAUAAACAUUCUAGCAUGGGAUCAUCAAAGCGUCUAAAAGAAUUUCUUCCUUAUCUUCUUCGUUAUCACGCUGAGCUUCAAAGUAGCAGGAAAGCUUUCCAGGGGAGUUCUGGGGGGGGGGCUUUAAAAAAAGGGGCUUUUAGGCUUUUGAAGCGAUAAUAAAGAGAGGAGAUAAACAGACCUUCCAACCGAGCUGAAACUACAUAAAAUAUAAUAAAAAUUGAUUUGUAUCAAUCUUAUAUCAUGGUGCUUGUGUUAAUCUUAUACCAAUUCACACUUAGUAGCUUCGGUUUUUUUUUCUUUUCAAAUAUUUCUAAUCUACUCAUUAUCGUAUAUGACAACAUGCUGAUGAUACUAUUAUCAUAAAAAGAUGUGUAUUGGUAGAUCGUUUUUAGAAAGAAGUAUAUGAUUUCUCAA
Rhopilema esculentum is the source of this 6759-nucleotide messenger RNA. The record is from RefSeq and is a predicted model, not a curated record. NCBI's taxonomy places the organism in Eukaryota, Metazoa, Cnidaria, Scyphozoa, Rhizostomeae, Rhizostomatidae.